Ochlerotatus camptorhynchus is the source of this 1132-nucleotide messenger RNA. RefSeq lists its product as uncharacterized. The coding region runs from base 84 to 938 and encodes 284 amino acids. Gene Ontology annotation, molecular function: carbohydrate binding. Lineage: Eukaryota; Metazoa; Arthropoda; Insecta; Diptera; Culicidae. The transcript is spliced from 2 exons. The record is from RefSeq and is a predicted model, not a curated record.
CGACGAAACGCGACUCAGUACAGGUUUAAAUCUCGACGCGACGGCGAUCAUCUAUCGACCCGGGAAGCAGUGCUUGAACAGUGAUGAAGUCAACUGUAAGUCUUUGUUUGGCGAUUUUGUUGUUGGUGCUGUCCGCCACUACUUUGGAAGCCCGUCGUAAAAAUCGAAAGCGGGACCAAAAUGUGCACAUUGAAAUUUACUACCCUAAAGGAUUGAUGGUUUGGUACCCGAAGCAACGGGGAAUGGUCGGUUUCGGAGUUGAGAUUUUCCUCAACCAGAAGUACGAAGAUUCAGAGGAGCCCAAAUGUGACAUUUGUCUGAAUACGACGGAUGUUUCCUACGGGAAAUUCAUGAUUCACAACGACAAUGCCAUCAUUCGAGCCGGCGAUCAUCUCAUGUACAGGGCAAUCAAGCAAAAGAUCAACGGGUCAGCCUACGUUGCGAAGAGCAACGAGUUCUAUGUGGCAGAGAGCCGUAUCUUACCUCAACUGGAAGAAUGCUCUUCUCCUAUGCCCACAACCAGAUCGAGUAAUGAUCAAUCGAACAUUGCCAUGCUCCAAGACGACGUCACCUUGUUGGAAAACAUUGUUUACGAUGCGUUCCAGCAUUGCAACAACGUCACGCAAACCAGCAAGAAUCUGUACUUGAACUUCCGUCCGGUGGAAACUCGUCUCAAUUCGAAGGCGCUGUUCGAUUACACACUGGAUAUGCUAAAGGAGAUGCUUCCGAAGAUCGACUGGGACACGGUACUGGUGAAUGCUUUCUACUACGAAGACGGAGUUGGGUUUGAAGUGAAGACUUUGAUUGAUAAGCUGAAGGCCCUGCAGAUGUCCAAGAAUCUAGGUGAACAUACUGUCACUGAUUUGGAUGAUUUGGAUCAGUUCGUGGAUGACGAGAGCAAUGAAAUAAGUUUCCAUGAUGUACGUAGCAAUUAUUAAUGGUAAUCGUAACGUAAUGAUGCAUCCGAAAGAGUACAUAUAAAUCCUAACUGACGAUUCGCUUUAUCGUUGGUGCAAACUUGAAUUUAACAUAAGUCGCGGGCAACAUAAAUUGGCAUACAUGUUUAAAGCUGAGAUUAAAAUAUCUUAUUAUUGAUUUGUGAAUGACAUGCUAUAAUCUGAAUGAUUUUGAU